This is a messenger RNA of Tetrapisispora phaffii CBS 4417, 681 nucleotides long. It is a transcript of the gene IGD1, whose product is annotated as Igd1p. The record is from RefSeq and is a predicted model, not a curated record. Lineage: Eukaryota; Fungi; Ascomycota; Saccharomycetes; Saccharomycetales; Saccharomycetaceae. The transcript has a single exon. The coding region runs from base 1 to 681 and encodes 226 amino acids.
AUGUUGUCAAAAGAUUUUUUAACCACAAAUGACAGUUCCUUAGGGGAGGACUACUCCAAGUCCACAGAUUUUGUUAAUUUAGAUGAUCCACCUACUCCAUUGGAGACUCCGGAUCUCUCGCAGGUAAACUUGUCCAAUUUAGAACUCCCACAAACCUCAUCCCCGGUUCAGAAGAAAAGACCCGUCUCUCGUCACCAGAGAAGACACUCCACAAACUAUAAAGAUGCUCUGCAGUUGAGAAGAAACAGUUCGAAUAUAGAUGAGGCUCUAAAUGAUAAGUACACACAAGGACAAUUCGAAGACAUAAGUAGGAAUGGGACAGAAGGUCCUUUCUACGGCACGACAAUGUGUCAGAACACGCACCCUGAAAGGCAUGAGAGUGGAAAGGAUGGAAGUGACCAAGAAUGUCUAUAUACAGUCCACUCUAACCUAUCUGGUAAUUUAAAGAAACAGAGAAAUCAUUAUAAUACAUCCGGGGAUAUGCACGGUAAGCCAACAACUAAAGUAGAGCAUAUCCAGCAUCGCCAUGGUGACAACAGAGGAGAGAGAAAAGAUUUAUCACAACAUAAUGACUUGGAAUCAACUCCUCGUGAUGAGCCAAGAUUAUAUCGGAAAAACUCAUUCGAAUAUGAAGAUUUUAAAAAGCAUAUGUACAACAGAUUGAAUAUGUUCAAUGAUUAA